Strongylus vulgaris is the source of this 525-nucleotide messenger RNA. Lineage: Eukaryota; Metazoa; Nematoda; Chromadorea; Rhabditida; Strongylidae. The record is from the annotation of a GenBank genome assembly.
GCAGAACCAACAGCUUACGUUCCAGCUCCCGGAGAAGUCAUUUGUGGUUACGACGAAGAACCAGAGGAAGAUGAAAGCUGCGAAGUUAUUGUCGAUGUGGUCAAUGAGAAAACAACGGCGGAACAAACUACCCGAGAGAUUUUCGAUCCAAGUCCCAUUGAGAGGAGACUUCGAGAAAAGCAAAGCUACAACGAGGGAGGAUGGACGAGUGAAGAAUUGAAAUCGCUUUACGAAGGAAUUACCACGUACGGUACGAGGCAAGACGCUCUGGAAGUGAUCCAUAUAAAUUACUGCCCUUCAAAAACCCUCGAACAAGUUUUUGCAAAGGUUGAAGAGAUUCGGAGAAUGAAUGCUGAACACAGGGAGGAUCGUCGUACUGGUCAAAUUGAGCAGUGGAGUAGCGCAGGAUAUCGUAAUGUACGUGCUGUUCCAGAAUACGUGAUGUUACCGUUCAUUCUUAUAUCAUUACCAUUCACUUACCUAACAAAAGUAGGAAUUGCCGAACAAGACCAAUGCUACUCUUGA